CACAGUUUUCCUUUGACAACGCGCCGAGUCGCACACGCCUCGAGUCCGACGGAUGCGGAUAGCGGAUACGGGAUUUGGGCCAAAACCGUAGAAAAAAAAGACCGAACUGAGAAUUUCGAAAAAAAUAAAAGGAAUGAAAAUCGCGUUCGCAUGCGACAAAAUCUUUCAGUUCAGUUCUGUUCGGUUCGGUGUGGUUCGGUUGGGUGUGCGAGUGAAUGUUGCUAAAUUUAUAAAUAACAAUUUAAGUUGUGCCCGCUCCCAAAGUAAAUUAAAAUAAAAGCAAAAGUGAUGCGCUCGCCGCCGUAAGGGAAAUGGAGAUGGAAAAUAAGAAAAAUAUCAAGGCAUAAAUAAAACGCCUCGUGACGUGUCGCAUUUGCCGGCUGCAUUCCCAAAUAGAUCGGAGAUCGUAGAUCGCAGAUAGCUGUAUAGAUCCCUGGUAUAUACUCGGUCGGUGCGUGCCGGUGGAUUAUGUAAAGUGGCACACGGCAAAAAAACACACACACAACAAAUAAUUGAGAAAAAAAAGGGACUCCCAGAUGAUAGAAUGAAAAUUCAGAUGGCAAUAAAAUGCGAUAAAAUUGAGAUAGAAUAGGGAGAGUGUAGCCUGAAGAUUUGUCACACACGCGCCCCGACUCAGUAAGUGCAGCUAAUUUAUUUUGCAUCUAUUGCAAUUGAGAGGCGACCGCCCAAUGUGCAUCCGCCAGAUACAUUUUCGUAAUUGCCGUCAGUGGAUCGAGUUGCUUUGUUUCGCACGUCGCGUCGGGUAUUCGCCAGAUUGGAUUACAAGAUCAGCCACCAGACAAAGGAGCCCAAAAUAAGAAUCCUGAAAAUUAUUUCAAUAAAUACGACGGAGAAUAAUCUUCCGGAGAAUCGGUUGCCAAAACCAACGUAAUGUCGUCCUACCGCAGUUAUACGCCCUGGAAAUCCAGCUUAGGCAGCUCCUACAAGACAGGCAGUUCCACAUAUGGAAGUAGUGGGGAUUCCACUUCAAGAUAUACCUCUCUGGCCACGCCCAGCGCCUAUAGGCCCUCGUUUUCCGGGGGAACAUACCGCCUGAAAAGGGAACCACCACCAUCAGCAACCACCACCCCAGUUACCAGCUAUGUCAGCCGUUAUGCCAAAACCGAACCCAAGGAAACUGUCACCAAUGAUCGCACAAGUCCCGUGAAACGCUACACUGGAGGUGCGACGAGCUCAUUGGGAAAAUAUGGAAGAUCGAGGGAUCCAAGCCCGGUGGCCUUGGAGCACACAAACCGCAAUAAGUCCAGGGAUCCCAGUCCUGUAAUAGACAGCGCCAGAAGUAAACUAGCCACAAGCUAUCGUGGAGGGGCAAACACCACUUCCAGUUCAUCCUCAUCUGCCUCCAGAACUGGCUACAGCAGCCGCUAUGGAGCCGGAGCUGGAUCUAGGAUAACUGGGAAUGGGAGUGCUCUGUCCUACCUGACCACCAGUGACUUUCAUGCCAGGACUGCCAGCAGAGCAAAGGCUAGCAGAGAAAAAGAGAAAGAGAAGGAAAAAGAGAAGGAUCUGGAGGUCGAGGAGAAACAAAGUGACACAUCUAAUGGAAAGGAAAAGACCCCCGAAAAGAAGUCAGAAGAAGAAAGCUCCAAGGAUUCAGAAGGUGACGAAACCUUCAUCACUAUUUCGGUGGUAACACGAGCCACUUCACCCACUCUGCCGGGCAGCACCACCGUACAGCGAACCCGUCGCAUCGAUCCGGCAAAGACCAUCGAAAAGACCGUAACACGAUCUACGAAAAAAAGACAAACCACCGAUCAGGAAAUUCAGUCGGAUAGGUUAGAUGAUUCCUCGCGAUAUCUGCGUUACAGCGGGGGCACCACCUACAGUCCUCACAGAGACAGGAUCACGAGCCUCCGAUACAGCGCCAGUCCGCUGCACAGUUCCGCGUCUGGAAAGUCCAGCCCGGAGGUCAGAUCGAAUCAUCUGACACCAGAAGCUCUGACACCGCCUAGGAGCAAUGGUUCAGUGAGUUCGGCCAAGUCCUCGGAAGCCCUUUCUCCAGCAAGGACCAAUGGUUCAGUGAGUUCGGCCAAGUCCUCGGAAGCCCUUUCCCCAGCAAGGACCAAUGGUUCCUUGACACCUGGUAAAUCCUCAGAAGCCCUCUCGCCGCCACGAACUAAUGGCUCCCUGACCUCGUCAAAAUCCUCGAAAUCUAAACUUUCGCCUCCAAAAGCCAUACGCUUGAACUCCCGCCAGUCGUCGGUGGAGAAUCUGGCCAACAAGCCUCCGGCCGCGCCCAGCAAAGCGGACUCACCAACCAAAACCUGUAGCUCCAGCUCGGGCAGUUCUGCGGUAAAGUGGCCCAACAAGGACUUCCGAAAGUCGUCCUUGAAUGUGGGCAAUACAGACCGGCCAAGAAAGUCCAGAACGCCCAGCAGUGGCGGAGAAUCUGAGGAUCUCCCCAAUGGUAGUGGCCACCUGGAGCGCUCACCUAGUGCCGGCUCCGAGGGCAGCCUAGCAUCCGGAGCAUCCUCGAAAAAGUCCAAUAAGCUCAGCAAUGGAAAGGCAACUCCCAGCAAGCCAAAGCCUCAGAAGUCCGGCAGCGACAACACUGGCAGUUCAUCGACCGCCUCUGCCUCGGAUAGCGAUCAAAGGGUCAAGACGGUGAAAAAGCAGGCCAAGAAGAAGACCACCAAAGAGGCUGGGAUCAAGGCCACCGCCCACAAAUCGAUUAGCCCGCCCAGCAGCACUGAGUCAGCCACCGAGGUGGUGGUUGAGGUGGUGGCAGUGCCAACGGCGGCGCAGACGAGACUGAAGAAGCUCUCGGCUGUAUCGAAUUUUUUCGCCAGCCGUCAGCAAGACGCAAAUAACGAGCCAAUCUUCCUCGAAAGCUCCGAGAGCUCGGGCGAACCGGAGGUCACCACUGCAGGCGGAAUCUCAGGGUUCUCGGGAAUCUCGAAGAUUUCGGCCAACAGUCUCAGUGCAGAUUUGCGAACGAACGAACCGACGACGCCCUCGAGCGAAGCGAAAAUAAAUAAUUCCCCCUCACCCAAAUCGAAUUCCCUGAGUUCGACCACGCGCUGUCCUAGAGAAACCACCACGGCCGGCACCACCCUGCCCACCACGAGUAUAGUGAGCACUAUCAGCCAGGACACGAGCCUUACAGCCACCGCCAGUCUAAGCACUUCGGAACAGGACGAGCCCAGUUGGUGGCAGGACACAAGUCUUCAGAUAAAUACGGCCUCUGCGUUGGAUCAGAAUCGAGGAGAUAUGCCUUCUUACCGACUAAGACACAUAGACUCUGGCGAGGAGCAGGCCUGGUGGCUGCGACAGGAUGAGAAUGGCCAGGAUGACGAUGACACCCUGGCGGAGGACGCUACAAACCCCUUGGACGAGGACAAUCAGGAGGUGAGCAAGGGCACCUGGUGGAGCCAGGGCGAUGAGCCGGUGGACUCCGGCAGCAGUCAGGUAAAGAUGAUGCCACGGAGUCGCCUGUCCCCGGAGAAGGAUGCCUGGUGGCUAGACGAAGAGCAGGAGGUGGUCAAAUCCAAGUCUAAUGGCGAUAUGAACAACAACAGUGAGCCCCACGUAGAGGUGACCCUCAAGUUGCCCUCGCACGGCAGUCAACGGACCUCCAAGAGCAGUGGCUCCUCAAAAAGCAACGGCUCCAAUCCCUGGUGGAUGUCCGGGCCCGCCAAAAAGCUGUUCAACGUACAACGGGUGCAGUCCGGCGAGAGAGCCUGGUGGCAGGAGUCCCCCGAAGAGGCAGCUCCCCAGGAGGAAAAGGAAAACGAACCACCGCCGGUGAAGCCACCUACACCUCCUCCCCGGAUCAUCAAGCACUGGGAGUCCGGAGAGAGAGCUUGGUGGCUGCAGGAGGAUAACCAGCAGGAGCCGCAGCCCGAGGUGGCAGUGUAUCUGCAACCUUCCAGGGACGAGGUGGAUCUGAGGCAAAUGCAUCCUGCUGUCGAACUGAGCAGCUCCUUCAAUUUUUCGGAACGACCACCGCCCCUGGGCCAGUGCGCCAGUCCUGUGCGCUGUCCCUCACCCUAUGACAACAUUCCGGGUACCAAGAUGGCACCGGAGCCAGCCCCACCCACAUCGCCCCCCAGUGCCAUACUCAUGCCUCCCCUGCAGCCCCGGUACUUUCCCCAAACGAGAAGAGCCGGCGAGAAACUCUUCAUUUCGAGGCAUCAGAACAUUGACGAGCUCCUGGGCGGAGCCUGCCGUCCCCUAAGUCCGCUCUUCUACGGGAACUCCUGUCCGGCCGAGAGUGAAAUGACUUCUCUCGCCAGCAAAAACAUGUUCCUGCUGGAGGAGGUGACACCUGACCAGGUGCGAAUCCAUGACAGCACCGCCCAGCUGCCAGUUAUCCAAAGAAUGCAACGCGAUGUCGAGUGGUUGGAGAAUGGCAGCAAUAGCAGCUUUUACGAGCAGCCGAAACAACAACAGCACCAGCGCAGGAUCGAUGAUGCGGCCAUUCAGGUCUACAAGGAUGGCGACUACGGGGCCUAUUUGGAUCUGGAGUCGUCGCUGGCGGAACAGACCGAGGAAAUCGAGGGACUCAACGCCAGCCGCAAGAACUCCCUGGUGGUGCGAACGCAACUGAAUGUGCGCGUGCAGGCGAUUAUUGAGAAACUCCUAUCCUCGGAGGGCAGCGACCUUCGACGGGCCCUCUUCUCGCUGAAGCAGGUGUUCCAGGAGGAUAAGGAUCUGGUGCACGCCUUCGUGGCCCUCGGCGGACUCAAUUGCCUGGUGCGCGUGGGCAAUUGUGCGGAUCAAAACUAUCAGAACUACAUUCUGCGAGCCCUCGGCCAGGUCAUGCUCUAUGUGGACGGGAUGAACGGCGUGAUGAAGCAUGAGCCGACGAUGCAGUGGCUCUACUCGCUGAUUGCCUCCAAUUACCGGUCCGUGGUGAAGACCGCCCUCAAGCUGUUGCUGGUCUUUGUGGAGUACGCGGAGUCCAACUGCUAUGUGCUGGUCAGGGCCAUCCACUCGGUGGAUGCCACCCAGGGCACCCUGCCCUGGUCGAACAUAAUGAGACUGCUGAAGGACUAUGAUAAUGCCGAUGCCGAGCUGGUGAUCUAUGCUACGUCCUUGAUUAACAAGGCUCUGGCGGGCUUGAAUGAUCAGGAUAGCUUCUAUGAUGAGAGUGAUCUGCUGGAGCAGCAGGGCAUGGAGACUGUGAUCCAGCGCUACAUGUCUAAGCCAGGAACCGACUUGGAUCUACUGGAUCAGCUGCAGCUUUACGAAGCGGUCUUAAAAUUCGAAGAUGGGGAAUCGGAUGGCCAGCGCCUGCCGCAGAAUUCGAUGCGCAAGACCCAACGCUAUCGUCCUGGCAGCAACACCACGGAGCGACGCAAGUCACGUCGUCACAGCACAGACAACAGUCCCGCCCCGCUCACCAAGGUCCUGCCCACCACCGUGCUGAGAAUGACUCCCACCCAGGGCAUCCUGGAUGAGGACAGCUCCGGCUCCACGAACUCCACGGAGUUUAGUGGCGGAUUAUUCAGUGAAAAGAAACCUCGCGAUGGUGCAGGCGUGACCCCAGGACUCCGCAGACGGCGAGAGCGAGCUGAGCGGCACAAGAGCUUCCUGAAGGAGCAACAGGAGGCGGCCGCCAAUGGCAUCUUCGCCGCCCUGGAGCAGCGUGAGGGUUUGGGCCACAUCGUAACCGCCAUACCCGCUACCAUCCAAGCUGGCGACAGCCCGCCGCCAUCGCUGCCGCACGAGCCCGUGCCGCCUUACAACAACAUGAGCAACAUCAACAAUAACCUUAGCAACAUUAGCAGCAACGAAACGCCCAACAACAGCCUGCUCCUGAUGAGUCCUAGCAAGCAGCUGCUGAGCGGCAGCCACAGCAUCUCCAUCAUCAAUAACAGCUUCGACAAGGCCAGCAACAACAACCUGAACAACCAGAGCGAGUUCCUCACCAAGAAGAACCUGGUGCGGGAGCGCAAUGCCACGAUGAUCAGCGGCAUCAUGAAGAACAUCCAGCAGACGGACAGUGCCUACAAGAAGUACGAGAACGAGGCCAACCGCAAGAACAACUUCUACACCCAGAUGAGCCAGUCGCCAAAGCACCAGCCCCAGCAUCAGAUCCACCCCGAUCCGGAUGUCCUGCUGAGUCCAAAGAAGAUCCUCGAGUCCGGAUUUGACUUUACGCCCGUGCCCCUGUGCUCCACGCCAGUGAAAUGUGAUGUGCUCCCGGAACCGGAGCCACUCAGUCCGGUGCGAAAGCCCACUGGAGCUGCCCCGCCACCACCGCCCCCUCCGCCUCCGCCACCGCCACCCGGUUGGUGGCAUGCCCCCAUUAGCCGAGUGCCACCAGCAAACCUAACCACUACUAACACAGAGCUGCAGCCGCUACCCGUGGAUCCCACAGAUGUAGAAAGCGAGGAUAAGCAGCUCCUGAUGCAACUGAAAAGGGACCACACUGUCAAGGACCUCACCCAAAGGCUGACCAACCUGCCCAUGAGUCCCACUCAGGAGCAUCCUGCCAACCGCGCUAUUGUGGGCGAUAUGUCCGGUCUGAUUUCGAAAGCCAAAGAGGGUCUGGCCAAGAGCAAGAGCAAGGGUGAGAUUUCCAGAUCGUCCAGCGUCGAUCAGGAACUGAAGAAAGCAGAGCCUAAGAAGUCAGAGAAUGAGCUUCAUUGGGAGGAGCUGGUGAGGAAUAUGACGCGGCCUCUGAAUCUUUGCGAUCUGGACUUUACGGACCUGCGGGACGACGAUGAGAAGGAUGUGCUGGCUCCUCGGGGCCUGGGUGCUGGAAUACCACCUCCGCCACCACCUCUAGGUGGUGUCAUAGCCCCACCGCCCAUGAUGCCACCCAGUCUAGCACCACCGCCCAUGUUUAGUUAUGGGGGUAGUCUCACCAACAGCGUGAAUAGUUCCCUGAACGGAUCUGUGAACGGAGAGCUAAUGAAUGGGAAUAAUACCAUCAAAAAGAACAAAAAGACGGUCAAGCUGUUUUGGAAAGAAGUCCGCGAGGACAUGAUCCCUGUAGUGGUGGGCAAAACCAUUUGGGAUGAGCUCCCCGACGCCAAUGUGGAUACCCAGAAGCUCGAACAUCUCUUUGAGUCCCGGGCCAAAGACUUGAUGACCAAGAAACAACAAGAGCUGAACAAGAGCAAAGAGAUCAUCGUGCUCGACCACAAGCGCUCCAAUGCCAUCAAUAUCGCCAUCACCAAGCUGCCACCGCCCAGGGCCAUCAAGGCGGCCAUUCUCAAGAUGGAUGCCACCGUGGUGACCAGGGAGGGCAUUGACAAGCUCCUCAAUAUGCUGCCUACAGACGAGGAGCGGGGCAAGAUCCAGGAGGCCCAGCUGUCGAAUCCGGAGCUGCCCCUGGGCAGUGCCGAGCAGUUCCUGUUGACUUUGGCCUCCAUAUCGGAGCUGGGAGCUCGUCUCAAGCUCUGGGCCUUCCGCCUGGACUUUGACAACAGUGAGAGAGAGAUUGCCGAACCCCUGAUGGAUCUCAAGCAAGGCAUUGAGAUCCUGCGUCAGAAUCGCACCUUCCGCUGUAUUCUUUCCACCCUGCUCUCCGUGGGCAUUUUCCUCAACGGAGCUCCAGUCAAGGGCUUUCAAAUCGAGUAUCUGGCCAAGGUGCCGGAGGUCAAGGACACCGUUCACAAGCACUCGCUGCUGCACCAUCUCUGCCACAUGGUCAUGGAGUCGAGCAGCGACACCAGUGAUCUCUACUCCGAAAUCGGACCCAUUACCAGGGCCUCCAAGGCGGACUUUACGGACCUGGCCCACAAUCUCAACCAACUGGAGGCGGAGUGCAAGGCCUCCUGGGAUCGUCUAAAGCUGAUUGCCAAACACGACUGCCCGCCACCGCUAAAGCAGAAGCUGGUGGACUUCCUGGCCGAUUGUGCGGAGCGCAUAAUCAUCCUGCAGAUUGUCCACCGGCGGGUGAUGAACCGCUAUAGGAAGUUCCUACUGUGGCUGGGCAUGCCGCAACACAGUGUGGCAGAGUCCCGACCCAACGAAUUCUGCCGCACUCUAUCCGAGUUCGCCUUGGAGUACAGAACUACCAGGGAAAGAGUGCAGCAGCAGCUGGAGAAGAAGGCCAAUCAUCGCGAAAGAAACAAGACGCGGGGAAAAUUGAUCAUAGACAUGGCCAAGUUCAAGACCAAAGAGGAUGUGGCUGAUGCGGAGUUGAAACAACUCCUGGGCACACCUAGUGCUGAUCAGGCCGAUGGCACUCUCACCUGGCGACGACGUCGUGCCGAGCAGCUUCGUUCCCCCAUUUCCCGCCAAAGCGAAGAGUUCACCGACGGCGACGAUGAGAUACUGGAAUCUCUGGUUAAGACUGCCACCAAGGCGCCGGGAACACGGACCACGCCCAGGGAGCGUAAAAGGACGCGACAUGCAGACCGCAAAUCAUUGCGUCGCACGCUGAAGAACGGUCUGACCGACGAGGAGAAACAGCAUGUGGCUGCCUUGAUACAAACCUAUUAGGCUAAGGACUAGAAGAUACUUCAAACCAGCUUCAAACCCCGAUAUUACAUAUAGCGAACCGAUCCCCAGUGACGUCACAAGUCGGGCAUUGCGCGCACAGACUGAAAUUGGCGAUCUCAGGAGAAUCCAGAAAGUCCCCCUUUGUAUAACGACGACAACGUGCGCACCAUUUCGUUUGGCCACAGCAUCAAAGUCCCAAAACUCAUGCAAAAAAAAAGAGAAAAAUGCAAACAACGAAAAUGUCCUUAAAAAAAGCGUUCUUCAUAGUGUUUUUUAUGUUAUUUAAUUUUUGUUUUUGCUUCAGCUAAGUAUUAUUAAUUAAAUGUAAUCCAGUACACACACGUAUUAGUAGUAGACGGAAACGAUUUUAAUAUUAGAAUUUCGAAUGCAAAUUUGAAUAUCCUGAAACCCAACAUUAAAUUUGUACCAAAAUACGACACGACUUGUGCCUUGUCUAAAUGAACUUGUACUCUAAUGUCUAAUGUCUAACUUAAUUACGAAAAUCAAUAAAUAAAACAUAUUUAUUAAAUACGAAAAA
This is a messenger RNA of Drosophila bipectinata, 8959 nucleotides long. Lineage: Eukaryota; Metazoa; Arthropoda; Insecta; Diptera; Drosophilidae. The record is from RefSeq and is a predicted model, not a curated record.